This is a messenger RNA of Trypanosoma cruzi, 1029 nucleotides long. Its product is annotated as vacuolar protein sorting-associated protein-like, putative. The transcript has a single exon. The coding region runs from base 1 to 1029 and encodes 342 amino acids. Gene Ontology annotation, cellular component: endosome; retromer complex. Gene Ontology annotation, biological process: retrograde transport, endosome to Golgi; intracellular protein transport. Lineage: Eukaryota; Euglenozoa; Kinetoplastea; Trypanosomatida; Trypanosomatidae. The record is from RefSeq and is a predicted model, not a curated record.
AUGCUGGAGAGGGAGCGUCUGCAAGAGAAGGAGCGGAAUCCAGGCCUUUUGGGUCGACUUCUCCGCAAGGUGGAUGGCUGCGAUGUGCGCUUUAUCUUUGACGGAAAGAUGGAUGAGAGCAUGGUGACGGUGGACGACCCCUACGAGCGUAAAAGCGAGCGGCUACAUUUGUUCUCCGAUAACGAGCCGGUGUGCGGUCGUGUGGUGCUCACACCGAAGGGGGCAUACCGCCACAACGGUGUCCUUCUGGAGUUAGUGGGGGUCAUCGCAACCUUCGAGGAGAGUGAGGAAAAAGUUGAAUUUAUGCGGCAGGAUAAACUUUUUGAACCCGAUACAUUUCGCUCGGUGACAUCGUUGGAGUUUAACUUUGCUGCGCCACGGGAGUACGAGUCGUACCGCGGUAUGAAUGCCCGUGUGUCGUAUUACGUACGUGUCACCAUUUACCGCCCCGUCAAAAACAUCACAGAGUUGGUGGAGGUGUGGGUGAGUAAAGUGGAUGCACACAUGAGUGAGACCCAACCAGACGCCUCACGACACCGUAGUUAUUUCCGCGAAACGGUAUUUGGCCCGCAAUCGAUAUCGAUGGACGUGGGCGUUGAGAACUUUCUACACAUUGAGUUUAAGUAUGACAAGAAGAUCUUUCACCUCCAGGAACGUGUAUUAGGGAAAGUGACAUUUAAAAUAGCUGACAUGGAUAUUAAAUACGGUGAGGUGGGAGUUGUACGGAAAGAAUUUAUUGGCCCUGGCAACGCUACAGACAUCAUGCAAAGUGAAACCCUGCAGAAGUUUGAAAUCAUGGACGGCACACCGAUUGUGGGGGAGGUGGUGCCGAUACGCCUGUACCUCCGCUCUAUCCCUCACCUCACCCCAACAUACCCCAAUGUGCAUAACUGCUUUCGAGUACUGUACUUUUUGAACUUGGUGCUCAUCACAGGGGAAGGCCGGCGGUACUUUAAGCAGCAGGAGAUUACAUUAUAUCGUAGACACGGGCAGGAGGCACCCACCGGUGCUGCCACGGAAUCACCCUGA